Poecile atricapillus (Black-capped chickadee) is the source of this 906-nucleotide messenger RNA. RefSeq names its product ribosomal RNA processing 8 (gene RRP8). Gene Ontology annotation, molecular function: methyltransferase activity. Gene Ontology annotation, biological process: regulation of transcription by glucose; rDNA heterochromatin formation; cellular response to glucose starvation. Bases 1 to 906 code for a protein of 301 amino acids. The record is from RefSeq and is a predicted model, not a curated record. The transcript is spliced from 5 exons. Lineage: Eukaryota; Metazoa; Chordata; Aves; Passeriformes; Paridae. Gene Ontology annotation, cellular component: chromatin silencing complex; rDNA heterochromatin; nucleolus.
AUGUUCGCCGAGCAGGGUCGGAACGAUGCAGCGGAGCCGCCGGCCCGCGGCGCCCCGGCGGGCCCGGGCCGACCGGGCCCCACGAGGGGAAAGAGGCGGCUGCCCGGGGCCGGCCGGGACGGCGAGGCGGCGCGGAAGCGGCCCCGGAAGCGGAAGAAGGCCGGCGGACUGCGGGCCGCGGCGGGGCAGCUCCCGGCCCGGCCCGACGAGCCCCGGGAGGUGGGGAAGCGGCCGGACACAGACGGCCCGGCUGAGCCGGCGGAGCAGCCCGAGAAGCCGGCGGGGCUGAGCCGUAGGCAGCGGCGGAACCGGCAGAAGCGGCAGCGGCAGCAGGAGCCACCGGCGGGACCGGAUGCGGAGCGGGGCUCAGGGCCGGGCCCCCCGGAGCCGCCGGGCCCCCCGGAGCCGCCGGGCUCCGCGGACGCUGCUCCGGAGCCCCGCUCGGGCCGCUCGGCCGCGCUCCGCGCCCGAAUGGAGGAGCGGCUGCUCGGCGCCCGGUUCCGCUAUCUGAACCAGCAGCUCUACACCGGGAGCAGCCAGGACGCGGCGCGGCUCUUCCGCGCCGACCCCGCCGCUUUCCACCUGUACCACCGGGGCUUCGAGCGGCAGGUGCGGCGCUGGCCCGAGCGCCCCGUGCAGCGCAUCGUGCGCUACCUGCGCCGCCGGCCAGCGUCGCUAGUGGUGGCGGAUUUCGGCUGCGGGGACUGCACGCUGGCUGCCAGUGUCAGGAACAAGGUGCACUGCUUCGAUCUGGUGCCGCUGAGCCCGCGGGUCACCGUCUGUGACAUGGCCAAGGUGCCACUGGCGGCUGAGUCGGUGGACGUGGCCGUGUUCUGCCUGGCGCUGAUGGGCACCAACCUGCAGGAGAUCUUGGGAGAGGCCAACCGUGUGCUCAAGCUCGGGUAG